AUGGCUCCAAGGGUUAUCGUCGUUGGCGGUGGAUUGUCCGGCCUGAGUGCUGCUCACACCGUCUACCUGAACGGUGGUAACGUGCUGCUUUUGGACAAACAGAGCUUCUUCGGCGGAAACUCGACCAAGGCCACCUCCGGCAUCAACGGAGCCCUCACACGCACCCAGGUCGAUCUCGGCAUCCAGGACAGCGUCAAGCAGUUCUACGAGGACACCCUCAAGUCCGCCAGAGACAAGGCCCGCCCAGACCUGAUCAAGGUGCUCACAUACAAGUCUGCCUCCGCCGUCGAGUGGCUGCAGGAUGUCUUCAACCUCGACCUGACCCUCGUGUCUCGACUUGGUGGACACUCGUUCCCCCGCACACACCGUGGCCACGAUGCCAAAUUCCCCGGCAUGGCCAUUACAUACGCCCUCAUGCAGCGACUUGAGGAGCUGACCGAGAAGGAGCCAGAGCGCAUGAAGGUGCUUAAGAAGGCCAGAGUUAUUGCCGUCAAUAAGGAAGGUAACCAGGUCACCGGUGUCACAUACGAGUACAAUGGUGAAACCCACACCGAAAACGGUGUCGUCGUGCUCGCUACCGGUGGUUACGCCGCCGAUUUCACCGAGACUUCCCUCUUGAAGAAAUGGCGUCCAGACACCCUCGGACUGUCCAGUACCAACGGUGUCCACGCUACCGGUGACGGCCAGAAGAUGCUCAUGGCCAUUGGCGCCAACGGUAUCGACAUGGACAAGGUCCAGGUCCAUCCCACCGGUCUCAUCGACCCCAAGGACCCCGGUUCCAAGUGGAAGUUCCUUGCCGCUGAGGCUCUCCGCGGUGAAGGUGGUCUCCUGCUGAACUCCGACGGCCAACGUUUUGCCGACGAGCUCGGCCACCGUGACUACGUGUCUGGCCAGAUGUGGAAGGAAAAAGAAAAGGGCAAAUGGCCCAUCCGCCUUGUCCUCAACAGCAAGGCCUCCAAUAUCCUUGAUUUCCACACCCGCCACUACUCCGGCCGUGGUCUCAUGAAGAAGAUGACCGGAGCCGAACUCGCUAAGGAGAUCGGUUGUGGCGAAGCUGCCCUCCGCAAGACAUUCGAUGACUACAAUGCCAUCGGAGACGGCAAGAAGACUGAUCCAUGGGGCAAGAAGUUCUUCCACAACCUCCCCAUGAGGACGGAUGACACCUUCUACGUCGCCUUGAUGGAACCCGUCCUUCAUUUCACCAUGGGUGGUAUCGAGAUCAACGACAAAGCCCAGGUCUUGAACAGCGAGAAGAAGCCAUUCGAUGGUCUCUUCGCCUGUGGUGAGCUUGCCGGUGGUGUCCACGGCGCCAACCGACUUGGUGGCUCCUCGCUGCUCGGCUGCGUCGUCUACGGCCGUGUCGCCGGUGACUCUGCCAGUCAAUUCCUCUUCCAAAAACUUCUCAACGAUCCUGCCUCUGCUAGCGGCGGUGCACAACAGCGUCUGAACCAGAUAUCCCUGCACAUUGACCCCAACCAGCCAGGCAAGGUAUCUGUCGAAUGGAGUGCCCCGUCAGGUAAGCCUAGCACCACCCAAUCCGCCACCCCAAGCACAGCACCUGCACCAUCUUCAUCAUCUGCAUCAUCUGCAUCAUCUGCUCCCACUGGCGCUGGCGCUGGCGCCGCCGCCUCCGACCCAGCCGCCGCUGAUAUAGCAAACUUCAAGGUGCCCGAGAAGGAGUUCACGAUGGAAGAGGUAGCGAAACACAAUAAGAAGGACGACCUCUGGAUCGUUGUCAAGGGCGUAGUGAUGGAUGUGACGAACUGGUUGGAUGAGCAUCCCGGUGGAGCGCAGGCGUUGUUCAGCCAUAUGGGACGAGAUGCCACCGAAGAAUUCGAGAUGUUGCACGACGACGAGGUUAUUCCAAAGUACGCUGCCCAGGUCGUCAUUGGACGCGUGAAGGGCCAGACGCCUAGCCUGGAGUAUUAG
Molecule: messenger RNA, 1929 nt
Organism: Arthroderma uncinatum
Lineage: Eukaryota; Fungi; Ascomycota; Eurotiomycetes; Onygenales; Arthrodermataceae
Product: fumarate reductase
Exons: 6
Coding region: 1-1929 (642 amino acids)
Molecular function (GO): oxidoreductase activity; FMN binding
Source: RefSeq, a predicted model, not a curated record